This is a messenger RNA of Phodopus roborovskii (desert hamster), 5916 nucleotides long. It is a transcript of the gene Tet3, whose product is annotated as tet methylcytosine dioxygenase 3. The record is from RefSeq and is a predicted model, not a curated record. Gene Ontology annotation, biological process: positive regulation of transcription by RNA polymerase II; oxidative demethylation. Gene Ontology annotation, cellular component: nucleus. NCBI's taxonomy places the organism in Eukaryota, Metazoa, Chordata, Mammalia, Rodentia, Cricetidae. Bases 88 to 5466 code for a protein of 1792 amino acids. The transcript has 11 exons. Gene Ontology annotation, molecular function: DNA binding; DNA 5-methylcytosine dioxygenase activity; zinc ion binding.
ACCUGCGGGUGGCGUUCGCAGGCAGCAGGAGACUGGACAGUAGUCUAACCUGGCGUCUGUGCUCCUUUCCUUGGCAACGGCAGCAUCAUGAGCCAGUUUCAGAUGCCCUUGGCGGUCCAGCAGGACCUGCCAGGCCUUUACGAUUACCCCCCACAGGGCCAGGUGAUGGUAGGGGGCUUCCAAGGGCCUGGGCUUGCUAUGGCUGGUAGCGAGGCCCAGCAGCUGCGAGGGGGUGGAGACGGGCGAAAGAAAAGAAAAAGGUGCGGGACCUGUGAGCCCUGCCGGCGGCUGGAGAACUGUGGGUCUUGCACCAGCUGCACCAAUCGCCGCACGCACCAGAUCUGCAAACUUCGAAAGUGCGAGGUGCUGAAGAGAAAAGCCGGACUGCUUAAGGAGGUGGAAAUAAAGGCUGGUGAAGGAACGGGGCCUUGGGCACAAGGGGCGACUGUCAAGACAGGCUCAGAGCUCAGCCCAGUUGAUGGACCUGUUCCAGGUCAGAUGGACUCAGGGCCCGUGUACCAUGGAGAGUCAAGGCAGCUAAGCACCUCAGGGGCGCCGGUCAAUGGUGCUAGAGAGCCCGCUGGACCCAACCCGCUGGGAGCAACAGGUCCUUGGCGGGUAGACCAGAAGCCCGACUGGGAGGCUGCCUCAGGCUCUGCCCACGCUGCUCGCCUGGAAGAUGCCCACGAUCUGGUGGCCUUUUCGGCUGUGGCCGAAGCUGUGUCCUCUUACGGGGCCCUUAGCACCCGGCUCUAUGAAACCUUCAACCGUGAGAUGAGUCGUGAGGCUGGGAGCAACGGCAGGGGCGCCCGACCUGAGAGCUGCUCUGAGGGCAGUGAAGACCUUGACACUCUACAGACCGCCCUGGCCCUCGCAAGGCAUGGCAUGAAACCACCCAACUGCAACUGUGAUGGCCCAGAGUGCCCCGACUACCUCGAGUGGCUGGAGGGGAAGAUCAAGUCUGCGGCCAUGGAGGGCGCAGGCCAGGAGCGGGCCAGGCUCCCAGGCACUCUGCCUCCUGGUGAGGCUGGCCUCCCGGCCCCAAGCAUCAGACCACUCCUCAGCUCUGAGGUGCCCCAGGUGCCUCCCCUGGAGGGCCUGCCUCUGUCUCAGAGCGCCUUGAGCAUUGCCAAGGAAAAGAACAUCAGCCUGCAGACAGCCAUCGCCAUCGAGGCUCUCACGCAGCUCUCCUCGGCCCUCCCUCAGCCUUCUCAUUCCACUCCCCAGCCUUCCUGUCCACUCCCUGAGGCCUUGUCUCCUUCUGCCCCUUUCAGGCCUCCCCAGUCCUACCUCCGGGCGCCCUCAUGGCCUGUGGUUCCCCCAGAGGAGCAUCCAUCCUUUGCUCCCGACAGCCCAGCCUUCCCUCCAGCAACUCCAAGAACUGAGUUUCCUGAAGCGUGGGGUACCGACACCCCUCCAGCGACACCCCGGAACUCCUGGCCUGCACCCCGCCCUAGCCCAGACCCCAUGGCUGAACUGGAGCAGCUGUUGGGCAGUGCCAGCGAUUACAUCCAAUCAGUAUUCAAGCGGCCUGAGGCCCUGCCCACCAAGCCCAAGGUCAAGGUUGAGGCCCCCUCUCCCUCCCCCACCCCAGCACCAUCCCCUCUUUCUCAGAGGGAGGCUCUCCUGCCAUCCUCGGAGCCCGACACCCAUCAGAAGGCCCAGACGGCGCUACAGCAACACCUUCACCACAAGCGCAGCCUAUUCUUGGAACAGGCCCAUGACGCCUCCUUCCCUGCCCACACAGAGCCUCAGGCUCCUGGCUGGUGGGCCCCACCAGGCUCACCUGCCCCACGGCCUCCUGACAAACCAUCCAAGGAGAAGAAGAAGAAGCCCCCUACCCCGGCUGGAGGUCCUGUGGGAGCUGAGAAAACCACCCCAGGGACCAAGCCCAGCGUCCGAAAGCCCGUUCAGAUCAAGAAGUCCAGGUCCCGGGACAUGCAGCCUCUCUUCCUGCCUCUUCGGCAGAUUGUUCUGGAAGGGCUGAAGCCCCAAGCCUCAGAGGAGGUACCGGCACCUCCACCUGCCCCGCUCUCCGCGCCCCCUCCCGCCUCCCAGGGUGCUGCCUCCCAGAGUUCUGGUGCCCCUCCCCCCCCAGAACCUUCUCUUGCGCUGUUUGCACCUAGUCCCUCUGGGGACAGCCUGCUGCCCCCCACUCAGGAAAUGAGGUCCCCCAGCCCUAUGGCAGUCCUGCAGCCAGGCUCCAGCGGCGGCCCCCUUCCCCCUGCUGACGACAAGCUGGAAGAGCUCAUCCGGCAAUUCGAAGCUGAAUUCGGGGAUAGCUUUGGGCUUCCCGGCCCUCCCUCGGUGCCCAGUCAAGACCCUGAGAACCAAUCCACAUGUCUCCCGGCUCCGGAGAGCCCUUUUGCCACCCGAUCCCCCAAGAAGAUCAAGAUCGAGUCUUCAGGGGCCGUGACUGUGCUGUCAACCACGUGCUUCCAUCCGGAGGAGGCGGGCCAGGAAGCCACGCCCACCAAGGCUGAGCACCCGCUCACGCCCACCCUCAGUGGCUUCUUGGAAUCGCCUCUUAAGUACCUGGACACGCCCACCAAGAGUCUUCUGGAUACACCUGCCAAGAGGGCUCAGGCUGAAUUUCCCACCUGCGAUUGUGUCGAACAAAUAGUGGAGAGAGACGAAGGCCCGUACUACACUCACCUGGGAUCUGGCCCCACAGUAGCUUCUAUCCGGGAACUCAUGGAGGAGCGGUAUGGAGAAAAAGGGAAAGCUAUCCGGAUCGAGAAGGUCAUCUACACAGGGAAGGAGGGGAAGAGCUCUCGAGGCUGCCCUAUUGCCAAGUGGGUGAUCCGGAGAGGCACACUGGAGGAGAAGCUGCUGUGCCUGGUGCGGCAUCGGGCCGGCCACCAUUGUCAGAAUGCCGUGAUUAUCAUCUUGAUCCUGGCCUGGGAGGGCAUCCCUCGAAGCCUUGGAGACACCCUCUACCAGGAGCUCACUGAUACCCUCCGGAAGUACGGGAACCCUACCAGCCGGAGAUGUGGCCUCAAUGAUGACCGGACCUGCGCCUGCCAAGGCAAAGACCCCAACACCUGCGGUGCCUCCUUCUCCUUCGGUUGCUCCUGGAGCAUGUACUUCAACGGCUGCAAGUAUGCCCGCAGCAAGACGCCACGCAAGUUCCGGCUCACGGGGGACAAUCCCAAGGAGGAAGAAGUACUCCGGAACAGCUUCCAGGACCUGGCCACUGAAGUUGCACCCCUGUACAAGCGGCUUGCCCCACAGGCCUAUCAGAACCAGGUGACCAACGAGGAAGUGGCUAUCGACUGCCGCCUCGGCCUGAAGGAAGGGCGGCCCUUCUCAGGAGUCACGGCGUGCAUGGACUUCUGUGCCCAUGCCCACAAGGACCAACACAACCUCUACAAUGGGUGCACUGUGGUCUGUACCCUGACCAAGGAAGACAAUCGCUGUGUGGGCCAGAUCCCUGAAGACGAGCAGCUGCACGUUCUGCCCCUGUACAAGAUGGCCAACACGGAUGAGUUUGGCAGCGAGGAGAACCAGAACGCCAAGGUGAGCAGUGGGGCCAUCCAGGUGCUCACUGCUUUCCCGAGAGAGGUCCGGCGCCUGCCUGAGCCUGCCAAGUCUUGCCGCCAACGGCAGCUAGAAGCCAGGAAGGCAGCAGCCGAGAAGAAGAAGCUACAGAAGGAGAAACUAAGCACACCAGAGAAGAUCAAGCAGGAGGCUCUGGAGUUGGCGGGCGUCACCACUGACCCGGGCCUGUCUCUGAAGGGCGGAUUGUCACAGCAAAGCCUGAAGCCGUCCCUCAAGGUGGAGCCACAGAACCACUUCAGCUCCUUCAAGUACAGCGGUAACGCGGUGGUGGAGAGCUACUCGGUGCUAGGCAGCUGCCGGCCCUCCGACCCCUACAGCAUGAGCAGCGCAUAUUCCUAUCACUCUCGCUAUGCACAGCCCGGCCUGGCCUCCGUCAACGGCUUCCACUCCAAGUACACACUUUCCUCCUUCAGCUACUACGGCUUUCCAUCUAGCAACCCUGUCUUCCCCUCCCAGUUCCUGGGUCCCGGUGCCUGGGGACAUGGGGGCGGCGGAAGCAGUUUUGAGAAGAACCCAGACAUCCAUGCUCUACAUAACAGCCUGACCCCGGCCUACGGCGGUGCUGAGUUUGCCGAGCUGCCAGGCCAGGCUGUUUCCACAGACACCCACCACCCUGCCCCUCACCACCAGCAGCCUGCUUACCCAGGCCCCAAGGAAUAUCUGCUACCCAAGGUCCCCCAGCUCCACCCGGCAUCCAGGGACCCAUCUCCCUUUGCUCAGAGCGCCAAUUGCUACAACAGAUCCAUCAAGCAAGAGCCGGUAGACCCUCUGACCCAGGCUGAGUCUGCGCCCAGAGACUCCGGUAAGAUGGGCAGAGCUCCCUUGCCCGAGGCAUCUCAGAAUGGAGGACCCAGUCACCUGUGGGGACAGUACUCAGGGCGGAGCAUGUCCCCCAAGAGGACUAACAGUGUAGGUGGCAACUGGGGAGUGUUCCCUUCCGGAGAGAGCACCACCAUUGUUCCAGACAAGCUCAAUUCUUUUGGGGCCAGCUGUCUGACCCCUUCACACUUCCCAGAUAGCCAGUGGGGACUGUUCACUGGUGAAGGCCAGCAGUCGGCCCCCCACCCUGGGGGACGGCUUCGUGGCAAGCCAUGGAGCCCCUGCAAGUUUGGGAACAGCACCUCAGCCUUGACUGGUUCCAGCCUGACUGAGAAGCCAUGGGGGGGUGGCCCUGGGUUCCAAGACAAGUUGUGGAACCCUGUGAAAGUGGAGGAGGGGAGGGCUCCCACGCCAGGGCCCAGCCAGCUGGACAAGACCUGGCAGACCUUCGGCAUGCCCCUGGGCUCCGGUGAGAAGCUGUUCGGAGCCUUGAAGUCAGAGGAGAAGCUGUGGGAUCCCUUCAGCCUGGAGGAGGGGGCGGCUGAGGAGGCCUCCAGCAAGGCGGUGAAGGAAGAGAAGGGCGCCCCAGGAGUGGAGGAGGAUGAGGAAGAGCUGUGGUCAGACAGUGAGCACAACUUCCUGGAUGAGAACAUCGGUGGGGUGGCUGUGGCCCCCGCCCACUGCUCCAUCCUCAUCGAGUGUGCCCGGCGAGAGCUGCACGCCACCACGCCACUCAAGAAACCCAACCGCUGCCACCCCACCCGCAUCUCGCUGGUCUUCUACCAGCAUAAGAACCUCAACCAGCCCAACCACGGGCUGGCGCUCUGGGAGGCCAAGAUGAAGCAGCUGGCAGAGCGGGCCCGGCAGCGGCAGGAGGAAGCUGCGCGCCUCGGCCUGGGCCAGCAGGAGGCCAAGCUCUACGGGAGAAAGCGCAAGUGGGGGGGCGCCAUGGUGGCUGAGCCCCAGCACAAAGAAAAGGGGGCUGUCCCCACCCGGCAGGCGCUGGCCAUGCCCACAGACUCCGCCGUCACCGUGUCCUCUUACGCCUACACAAAGGUCACUGGCCCCUACAGCCGCUGGAUCUAGGUGCCAGGAGCCAGCGUACCUCAGCGUCGGGCCCGGCCCGAGCUGCCUCUGGUGCUUUUGCCCCUGUGCCCGGGGGCGGGUUGGGGGUGCAGAAGUCUCUCUAUAUCUACAUAUAUGGAUAUGCCUAUCAUAUAUAUGUAUUUAUGGUCCAAACCUCAGAACUGAUCCGCCCUCCCUCUCAACUUCCCCAGCACUUUGAAGAAGAAACUACGGCUGUCGGGUGAUUUUUUUUUUUUUUUUUUUUUUUUUUUUCCCCUUCGUGAUCUUAAUAUUUAUAUCUCCACAUUGUCUUUAUUUUUUUUUCCCCUUGCUUUGAGGGGCUUUUGUUUUCUCUUUGUUUUUAAAACUUUAUCCUUGUAUAUCACAAUAAUGGAAAGAGUUUAUAGUGUCCUUUCACAAAGGAGCGUAGUUUUAAAUUCCAUUUAAAAUGUAUAUUUAUUGGGUUUUUUU